This is a messenger RNA of Lutzomyia longipalpis, 1190 nucleotides long. Its product is annotated as galectin-4-like. The record is from RefSeq and is a predicted model, not a curated record. The coding region runs from base 69 to 992 and encodes 307 amino acids. Gene Ontology annotation, molecular function: carbohydrate binding; galactoside binding. Lineage: Eukaryota; Metazoa; Arthropoda; Insecta; Diptera; Psychodidae. The transcript is spliced from 7 exons.
GCUGUUCAUUUGUGCAAAAUCAAUCGUGAAGUUCUGUGGUUUUUUAACUCACUUUUCUUGUGACUUGGAUGAAUUUUAGGCAGAGAAUCCAAAAUACAAUUUACAACAACUUCAUGGCUACAAUUCCUGUCUACAAUCCUCUCAGCCCCUUUUUGGGGCUCAUCCCCGGAGGCUUCCGCGUAGGGCAGAUGAUUCGCAUUAAAGGUGUAAUCAACUACUACGGACACAGGUUCCAGAUUAAUAUACAAGCCGGCCCAGCUCUUCGUCCUCGUGACGAUGUUGGUCUACACUUGAGUGUUCGACCGCAGGAGCACGCAAUUGUACGGAAUACGUUGACAAAUCAAAUUUGGGGAACUGAGGAACGACACGGUGGAUGCCCGCUCAAUCCUGGACAACACUUUGACAUUCUCCUCCUUGCUGAGCAUUCCUGCUACAAGAUUGCCAUCAAUGGCGUUCACUUUUGCGCCUUCAACCAUCGCAUGUCUCUAAGUAGGAUGCAAUUCAUUUCCAUCGAGGGUGACGUCACCAUUCACUCAAUCAUCCAAGAAGGUGAUACCAGCGGUGGUGCACAUGCUCAUCCCAUGCCCGUACCCGCGGGAGUUCCUGCUGGUGGUGUUCCCGUAUACCCACCAACACCUUACGGAGCCGGCGGAGCUCCACCCUAUGGAAGUAUCCACAGUGCACCCUAUGCUUCAGCCCCUCCUGCACCACCACCACCCCCAUACAGUCCCUAUCCUCAUGGUGGCUACGGACAGCCUGGUGUUGCCUAUCAACCGUCAAUGUACCGAACCGCGGGUUCACCAGCAAUGGCUUAUGGGACCAAUCAACCAUUUCAGAAGAAAAAAUCAAAUAAGGCUUUAAAAUAUGCUGCCGGUGCUGCUGGAGUUGGGGCAGGAAUUGGACUUACGGCCUUAGCCAUUUCCAGCCUCGCUGGUGGCGGCGGUGGUGAUGACUGUUGCGACGAUGCCGGAGAUGUUGAUGUUGACUUUUGAAGGGAUUUAAUUUUCACCAAAAGAACAUUGAUUUUAUUGAUUUCUUUCUCUUGCUUUUUAUAAUUAUAUAAUUUUAUAUUUUGUGUAAUGUAAAUUCUAAUAAAAAAAAAGAUGAGAUUUUUAUUGUUGUAAAAUGUAAGAAAACUCAAAAUAAAAAAAAGCACUGAAAGAAUAAAUGAAUAGCAAUGAAAAGAAAAA